Messenger RNA from Epinephelus fuscoguttatus (brown-marbled grouper), 1126 nucleotides. RefSeq lists its product as uncharacterized. Gene Ontology annotation, biological process: response to bacterium. The transcript has 6 exons. The record is from RefSeq and is a predicted model, not a curated record. NCBI's taxonomy places the organism in Eukaryota, Metazoa, Chordata, Actinopteri, Perciformes, Serranidae. Bases 280 to 1095 code for a protein of 271 amino acids.
UUUCUUUAAUUUCAGGACAACGUUGGGACCCAGUUGUCCUCAUCCUCAGCGCACCGUUGGCUCUGUGCGUGAUUGUGAUUGCCAUCCUCACUUUCUCAAGAAACUGAAGGAUGGGGACUCAGAGGCAUGGAACUGGAAUCCUCUACAACGGAAAGAAGAAGCAGAGAAACAAGAGCCAAUCAGGAUGAUUUCCACUGUGCAGACGAUGAUGAUCUUGUGACUAAACCUUCAUUUGGGUAGGAAGACACCAGUUGUGCAAGAGAAGGGUUGUGUACCACAAUGAUCGAAGGACUGGCUGCUUUGAUUCUUCUUAGUACAAUGUCUCUGCUUCAAACUGCAGAGGUUCCUCAUCAGAUCUCUCUGACUGUGGUUGAACUUGGAGGGAAUGUUACUUUGCAGUGUCCAGUUUCUGAGAAGGAAGGCAAAUUCUUUUACUGGUUCAAACAGCCUCUUGGAUAUAUGGUCCAAACAGUUGCUGCAGGAACUUUUACUCAACAAAAACUCAGCCCACAAUUUAAUAACUCACGUUUCAAAGUCACAGAGGGAAAGGCUCGCUAUCUUCUUACCAUCGCAAAUGUCAGCAAAGAGGACGAAGCGACAUACUUCUGUCAGAAUGGAACGGCGUAUUCACAGAGUUUCAUCAGUGGCAUCUUCUUGGCUGUUAAUGAUCGCAAUCAGCAGAAAUCUCUCUACGUGAAACAAAGUCCGGAGACUGAGUCGGUCCAGCCGGGCGAAAGAGUGACUUUCCAGUGUUCACUUCUCUCCAAGAACAAAGAAACCUCAGAUGAGUGUCCAGAUGAACACAGAGUGUACUGGCUCAGAUCUGGAUCAGGAGAAUCUCAUCCAAGCAUCAUUUACACUGACAGAAAUGAACAAGGGGAGAGAAGUUGUUUCUACAGUCUGUCCAAAACUAUACAGACCUCCUCUGAUACUGGGACUUACUACUGUGCUGUGGUCACAUGUGGAGAGAUCCUGUUUGGUGAAGGAACUAAAGUGGAAACAAGACAACAGUGGGACCCAGUUGUCAUCAUCCUCAGCAUACUGUUGGCUCUCUGUGUGAUUGUGAUCGCAAUCCUUAUUUUCUCAAGAAACUGAAGGUAAGUUUAGUAAUACUACAAAGAUGGAG